ACGCAGCAAAACUACGCGAAUGUUGAUAGCCAUUUCAUUCACGUACAUAGCAACAACGCUACCAACUAUGAUCAUCACGAUCGCCGUAUAUGUAUUCUUUCAGAAAUAUGGAGCCGCGUUCGCACCAACGUUUGUGAGACUCGUGCCUUGGAUUCACUUUUUACAG
Molecule: messenger RNA, 166 nt
Organism: Candidula unifasciata
Lineage: Eukaryota; Metazoa; Mollusca; Gastropoda; Stylommatophora; Geomitridae
Source: the annotation of a GenBank genome assembly